CGUAAGAGUUGUUAAAAACGCAAGAUAGUGAAAAACCCCACACUCAGAAUUUCUCAAACUCCCACUAAACUCUCAACACGAUGGCGGCUUUCGCUCUCUUCUCAAGCGCUCAUGUUGCCCCUAAACCCUACAUACAUUUCAUCAAAGCUUCAGCUUCCGAUCUCCCCAAAACAUCCGUUCCACCACCACCGCUGUCUACGCAGCCGCAGCCACCCCUCAAGCCCCACCACAAUAUCCGCGAAGAAGCUCGUCUCCUUAACGCUGUGACCUCCACGACCCACCACCCUCGCUUCACCGCCAAAUACGUCCCAUUCGCCGCCAUUUCCGACCCUUCAUCCUCCGAUGAAUCCUACUCUCUCGAUGAGAUCGUUUACAGAUCCCAAUCAGGCUCCCUUCUCGACGUCCAUCACGACAUGUCAGCUCUGAAACAUUUCGACGGCGCCUACUGGCGAAACCUUUUCGACUCCCGUGUGGGAAAAACCACGUGGCCGUUCGGUUCCGGCGUCUGGUCGAAAAAAGAAUGGGUCCUACCUGAAAUCGACGAUGAUGACAUCAUCUCCGCUUUUGAAGGAAACUCUAACCUCUUCUGGGCCGAACGGUACGGAAAACACUUCUUGGGAAUGAACGAUUUAUGGGUAAAACAUUGUGGGAUUAGCCAUACGGGUAGUUUUAAAGAUUUGGGUAUGACAGUUUUAGUGAGUCAAGUUAACAGGUUAAGGAAAAUGAAUAAACCAGUUGUUGGAGUUGGUUGUGCUUCAACAGGGGACACGUCAGCGGCAUUAUCUGCUUAUUGUGCGGCUGCUGGGAUUCCUUCUAUUGUCUUUUUACCUGCUAAUAGGAUUUCCAUGGCUCAACUUGUUCAACCCAUUGCAAAUGGUGCCUUUGUUUUGAGUAUUGAUACUGAUUUUGAUGGAUGUAUGCAGUUGAUUAGGGAAGUAACAGCUGAGUUGCCGAUAUAUUUGGCGAAUUCCCUGAAUAGUUUGCGGCUGGAAGGACAAAAAACGGCUGCUGUCGAGAUUUUACAGCAGUUUGAUUGGGAAGUUCCAGAUUGGGUUAUUGUUCCAGGUGGAAACCUUGGGAAUAUUUAUGCCUUUUAUAAAGGGUUUGCUAUGUGCAAAGAGUUGGGACUUGUUGAUAGGAUUCCUAGGUUGGUUUGUGCACAAGCUGCUAAUGCGAAUCCGUUGUAUUUGUAUUUUAAGUCUGGUUGGAAUGAGUUUAAGCCUGUGAAAGCAAAUACAACUUUUGCAUCUGCUAUCCAGAUUGGUGAUCCCGUUUCCAUUGAUAGAGCUGUGUAUGCUUUGAAAAAUUCAAAUGGGAUCGUUGAGGAAGCUACUGAGGAGGAGUUGAUGGAUGCUAUGGCACAAGCUGAUUCUACCGGGAUGUUUACUUGCCCGCAUACUGGGGUGGCAUUGACUGCAUUGAUUAAGCUUAGGAGAAGUGGGGUUAUUGGUCCUACGGAUAGGACAGUGGUGGUGAGUACGGCUCAUGGGUUGAAAUUUACACAAAGUAAGAUUGAUUAUCACUCCAAUGAUAUUAAGGAUAUGGCUUGCAGAUUCGCUAACCCUCCCGUGCAAGUAAAGGCAGAUUUUGGGUCGGUAAUGGAUGUUUUGAAGAAGUAUUUGCUGAGUAAAGCCCAUUAGGCUGAUUAUUAUGAGCAGUAUAAGAUUUGCUCAUGUACCUUUCUAUUGUUGGCUUAAAUAUUGAUGUUGCUAUCUUAAUGUACUUUUCUUUUCCAACUUAUUAGAGCCUUCUUGUUAGGAUUGUAGCUUUUGAAGAGAGAAACCUUCUUUCCCAAAUGAAGGACCUCUUUAACAUUUGAAUUUAAUGGCAUUUUUCUUGGUGAACUUUUUCCAUCAAGUGU
Durio zibethinus is the source of this 1861-nucleotide messenger RNA. Its product is annotated as threonine synthase, chloroplastic-like. Gene Ontology annotation, molecular function: pyridoxal phosphate binding. The record is from RefSeq and is a predicted model, not a curated record. Gene Ontology annotation, biological process: amino acid metabolic process. NCBI's taxonomy places the organism in Eukaryota, Viridiplantae, Streptophyta, Magnoliopsida, Malvales, Malvaceae.